Aspergillus sclerotioniger CBS 115572 is the source of this 826-nucleotide messenger RNA. RefSeq lists its product as uncharacterized. The record is from RefSeq and is a predicted model, not a curated record. The transcript has a single exon. Bases 160 to 744 code for a protein of 194 amino acids. Lineage: Eukaryota; Fungi; Ascomycota; Eurotiomycetes; Eurotiales; Aspergillaceae.
CUUGAAGGUACUCACAUUUGUGACAUGCUGUCUUUGGACUGGAUGGCUAGACCCGGGUGGCCCACGGUCAGUCGCCUGGGCUUCCUUCUAUGCAGCAUCAGUUACCGAUAGACUUGCCCAUAUCUUGACUUCGUUGUGAAGGCGACGCCCCUGUGGCUCAUGGUUCCCUCUCUACCGAAAAUUCUCUAUCCGUAUCACCCUGCUCGGCCCCCGGCAUGCUGCAAUCUACGACAAGCCCUGGCCGGCGAAGGUGUGCGAACACAAAGAACGAAGAGCACUCUGGGAACACCUGGUCCUGAGGGCGCCCUGCUUGCGGGCUGGCUGGGGGUUGUAUCGUUUCUAAUGCUUACCCCCGGUGGUGUACUAGCUUCAUUAACUUGCCGUCAAAAAUGCCCCAGUGUUCCGGCCUUUCCUAGUCUACCAUCUGCUGAGGCUUCGGUUCCCGGAGUGCGACGGUCAUCACGGACCAUAUACCUUGGCCGGGUUGGUACUGAGGAGCUGCCCCUGGCCUUCCGACAUGCAGCACUCGGCACUGCCGUUUCAAUUGGAGUCUCUUUUAAAGAAUACCAGGGUGCAGCCAUAUUCUGGCCCAUUUUGUUGGGUGUGGGGAAGGUAUUCAGUUACCAGGUGAUACUACUCCGUGCUGUUGAAGCUUGUUUAUCCUUGCCUUGCCGGCGGGAGGGGUACAAAGGCUUCGCCAAACCUGCUGUUUUCUACUCCGUACAGGCAAGUGCAAUCUUAUGACAGGCUAGUGCAUUCGGCAUGGCCGACUAUCUAUAUAGGGCAGGUGAUGGAUCUCAAGCAACGGGGUAAAUUAUCUAGCUGG